Messenger RNA from Nerophis lumbriciformis (worm pipefish), 1890 nucleotides. RefSeq lists its product as uncharacterized. The record is from RefSeq and is a predicted model, not a curated record. NCBI's taxonomy places the organism in Eukaryota, Metazoa, Chordata, Actinopteri, Syngnathiformes, Syngnathidae.
AGCAUACAGUAAAAAGAUGCCGUUCAACAAAACUAUUGCUAGUGUUACUGCAAGACUAUGGUAAGAUGUAAAGCUAUAAUUUUACACAAACACCACAUUGAAACAGCUUGUCACAACAUCUUCCCACUGUACCUGAACGCACCGUGAUCGCUCUCAGGCGACGCGACGUAAAUAGACUGACGAGCUAACCACUGCGAAUUUGACGUUUCUGGCCAUGCCCGGGAAGUGCAAGUUCCAAGAAUCCUGGCUCUCCAAGGAGAUCUAUAAAGAGUGGCUGCUCAGGGACGCCCAGGACAUCCACUUCGCCCGAUGCAAGGCGUGCUGUAAAUCCAUUAAACUUCAGACUAUGGGCGAGGCUGCCCUCACCAGCCACGCAGGGGGACUUGGCCACAAAGCGGCGGUGCGCAAGCUUGUGGAAGCAGGCAACUUGAGGAUAGUGAACGUCACCGGGCAUAUUCAUGACGGCGUGAGUCAGGCUGAAGACAACAAGGAGCACGUGGCCGUCUACCGGCAGCAUCACAACUUUGACAGAGUAGCAGACAAUUUGCACCAGAGCCCCACGGAAAACGCCAGAACUUCCCAGAAUGCCGAGCUGCAGGAGGCCUCUUUUCCCACCGCCUAUUUCACAGUGACAGGCACCCCCGGCUUCCUCAGCCAGCGUCUGGUGCCAUCGGCGGGCAGCAGGUCACACGGUGCAGAGCGCCACCUCCUGGAGCACCAGAAGAGGGCAGACGCCCUGGAGCAGCAGCAGCAGAUGAGGCUGCUGGAGUGGGAGAGCAGGAUGAAGGUGCUGGCGUGGGAGCAGGAGCUGGUCAGGGAAAAGACACGAGCCGCUCGCCAAAAGGAGAAAGCCUUCAGGAUGAAGAAAAACUACUACAAGGCCAAGCUAAAGAGAAUGGGAGAGUACGUGCCGCCAUCUUCUCCAGAAAGCAGUGACAAUGACAAUGUGGAGAGAGGUCCCGAUCUAAUGAGAGCCUAAUUUGGAAUCUUACGACAUUUUGGCCCGAACUAUUUCCAUUUCUGGUUUUGUACUUACUGUACAUGCUUUGUUUAUUCAGCAAAGUAGUUUUCCCAUUGCGAUAAGAUGUUGAAUGUUGAAAGAGACCACCCCACUUGCACUUAAAAUAGUGUUCAACCACAGAUACAGAGAGGAACACAUACUGUAUACGUGCGUGUGUAUAUAUAUAUAUAUAUAUAUAUAUAUAUAUAUAUAUAUAUGUACAUAUACACUAGUGAUGGGACACCGAUGUAUCGGCGCAUGCGUCGAGCUCAUAGAGCAAAACCCUGUGUCGGUGCGCGUACCGCUUUUAGAAAGUCACGUGACCGAUCAUGAGCUGAUUCGGUCACGUGACCGAUACGUAUCGAACUGACGCCUGCGCGCCAAACUGUGUUUAUAAGGAAGCGCAUCUGUCAACGAAUGGCCGCACUUCUGUCGUUGGUCAUUUGUCAUUUAUCGUUGUCGGAGAUCAUGGAGCAGCCUCAGGCAAAAAGAAAGAUUUCCACCAUGUGGGAAUAUUUUGAUCGUAUAUCGGGAAAAAAAGGUAUUUGUGUUCAUUCCCUUGUCGUUUCAUCCUGUUCUCUCAAAGUUUCCGCUUGAUCUAUUAGAAUUCAAAAUGAUUCUUAGUUUACUAUUCAUAUUUUCUGCAGGUUAAAUGUCGCAUUUGUACGACAGAAUUGUCAACAUGAACAAAUCCACCUCCUCAAUGCUGUCAUCCGGAGAAAUAAUAACUAAGAAGAGAAAUCGUCUAAAAUUUAAUACGUUGGAAAAACUUUUUUUUUGGAAUACAAAUGUGUAAAAAAAAUAAAUAAAAAAAUUCCCAGUCCACAAGCAUCCUCCUUAGAUUUCCAUGUUAUGCAUACUUGCCAACCUUGAGACCUCCGAUUUCGGGA